Messenger RNA from Plectropomus leopardus (leopard coralgrouper), 2236 nucleotides. RefSeq names its product nuclear transcription factor Y, gamma (gene nfyc). Gene Ontology annotation, molecular function: DNA-binding transcription activator activity, RNA polymerase II-specific; RNA polymerase II cis-regulatory region sequence-specific DNA binding; protein heterodimerization activity. NCBI's taxonomy places the organism in Eukaryota, Metazoa, Chordata, Actinopteri, Perciformes, Serranidae. The record is from RefSeq and is a predicted model, not a curated record. Gene Ontology annotation, biological process: regulation of transcription by RNA polymerase II. Gene Ontology annotation, cellular component: CCAAT-binding factor complex; nucleus.
ACUCUUUCCGGUUCGAGUAGCAGCCAUCUUGAUUUCCUUGCUAGCUAAAUAAAAUAAAUAAUACGCUGAGCCGGACUUCACUUCGAACCCGUAAAACAAACAAGGUAGAGGAUGUCCGCAGAUGCUUUUGGAGCUGGGGGCAGCGAUGCCCAGCAAACCCUGCAGUCCUUCUGGCCUCGUGUCAUGGAGGAGAUCAGGAACCUGACUGUGAAGGAUUUCCGUGUGCAGGAGCUGCCUCUUGCCCGAAUCAAGAAAAUCAUGAAGCUGGAUGAGGAUGUCAAGAUGAUCAGUGCAGAGGCUCCGGUCCUGUUUGCCAAGGCAGCUCAGAUCUUCAUCACAGAGCUCACCCUCAGAGCGUGGAUCCACACUGAGGACAACAAAAGACGCACGCUACAGAGGAAUGACAUCGCCAUGGCAAUAACAAAGUUUGACCAGUUUGACUUCCUGAUUGACAUUGUGCCCCGGGACGACCUGAAGCCACCUAAACGACAGGAGGAGAUGCGUCAGUCAGUCGCUCCAGCAGAGCCGGUGCAGUACUACUUCACUUUGGCGCAGCAACCUGGAGCUGUACAGGUGCAGGGCGCGCAACAGGGCCAGCAGCCCGGUGCACAAACAGCCACGACCAUCCAGCCUGGACAGAUCAUCAUCGCUCAGUCACAGCAAGGACAGAUGCUGCAAGGUGCCACCAUGCAGCAGUUACAGCAAGUGCAGGUGCAGUCACAGGGCACACCUAUCACGAGUGCACCUGUAGCAAUGCAGGUGAGUGAGGGCCAACAGGUACAGAUUGUCCAAGCUGCCCAGGGCCAAGCUCAGACAGCUCAAGCCCAAGGCCAAACCAUGCAGGUCAUGCAGCAGAUCAUCACCAACACAGGAGAGAUCCAACAAAUUCCGGUGCAACUAAACACAGGACAGCUACAAUACAUCCGUCUAGCUCAGCCUGUGUCUGGAGCACAAGUGGUCCAAGGACAGAUUCAGACUCUCGCCAACACCCAGCAGAUCACACAGGCAGAGGUACAACAAGGACAGCAGCAGUUCAACCAGUUUACUGAUGGACAGCAGUUGUAUCAGAUCCAGCAGGUGACAAUGCCAGCAGGACAGGAGCUGACCCAACCGAUGUUCAUUCAGUCCACCAACCAGACAGCCGACGCACAGGUCACGCAGGUCAGCACCGAAUGAGCCAACCAGGAACCGCUUUCUCUACACACAGCACGCACACCAGCCCAUGUGAUGCUGGCAGAUGCCACCGACUUCAACACAGGACGCUUGAUAAACCUGAGCCUAAGCACUGCUCAUGUAGACGGGGGACCUGAAAACUUGUAACACUUAUUUGAAUGACUCUCAAAAUUUCCUGUUAAGUUUCAUCCAUGCUUAGACACUUCUGACUUUUUCUACUUCUGUCACCCACAUCUGUAGAGAAAAUACAAAUCCACUGCCACAGACCAACUCUAUUUAUCAUCUCAUGUCUGAACUUGGAAUUUUUUUUUUCAAACGUAUUCGGAGAUGAAUUGGGAAAGUCUCUGUCUACAUGACCUGCUCCUGGCAUAACUGUGGCUGAAGGAAGCCAUGGGAUUCUUCAACUCCUGCUUUCCUUUUGGAAAAAACCAUACUCUUGUUAUUGUUUUCUAUGUAGUUAAAUGGAUAAAAUGAAGCCAUAUACCUCAGAAAUCACUUUUUACAGCAAGUCAAUCUAAGAGAUCUCAAGAAGAGGUUUUAAAGUUCAAUGAUAAAUUCAUGUAGUUUCUCUUUUGUGUUGUUUUCCACAUUGACGAUGAAGCAUGACUUUAUGUUUUAAGGGCUUCACUUAACGUCUGUAUAGGUUAACUGUGUAUGUGAGGGUGUGUGUGUUUGUAUUUCAGGCACACACACUACUGUCAUCUUUAUUCUUCCUUCCAUUCACUCUUUCUUCACCUCUGUCUUUAAAGCGGGGAAUCUUUUCUCUUCCUUUAUGCAGUUUCGCACAACCCUCUCUGGUGUUUUUGGAGUCUUGUUCCCUAGUUUAAGUCUCACGUACACACACACACGACUCCGUCUGGAGCAAAAACAAACACCCUUUUUAUAGAACUCCCUUUUUUCUGAAUACAAGUGUUUUUCUUUUGGUUUUGAGAUGUUUUGCCUCUUAUCUUCCCCAUCAUUUUUUGUACAGUAAUGAUUAUUAUCAAUGUUCUUAUUAUUGUUUUGCAUGUAGUUCAAACUGCCAGCAUGACAUGCAAUAGAUAGGUACAAUUUUAUUUUUGAC